Molecule: messenger RNA, 1574 nt
Organism: Dromiciops gliroides (monito del monte)
Lineage: Eukaryota; Metazoa; Chordata; Mammalia; Microbiotheria; Microbiotheriidae
Product: citrate synthase, mitochondrial-like
Biological process (GO): tricarboxylic acid cycle; carbohydrate metabolic process; citrate metabolic process
Cellular component (GO): mitochondrial matrix
Source: RefSeq, a predicted model, not a curated record
GUGGGUCCCCUCCUCCCUCCCUGCCCAGCGGCUCCACAGGCUGUCCACCAUGGCCUUACUCACUGCGGCUGCCCAGCUCCUUGGGGCCAAGAAUGCAUCCUGUCUUGUUCUUGCUGCCCGACGCGCCAGUGCUUCUACAAAUCUGAAGGACAUCCUCAGUGACAUGAUACCCAAGGAACAAAAUAGAAUCAAGACCUUCAGGCAGCAGCAUGGCAAGACUGUAGUGGGCCAGAUCACUGUGGACAUGAUGCAUGGUGGCAUGAGGAGUAUGAAAGGAUUAAUAUAUGAAACAUCAGUUCUAGACCCCCAUGAGGGUAUCUGUUUCCGUGGCUACAGUAUCCCAGAGUGCCAGAAGUUGCUCCCUAAGGUCAAGGGAGGGGAAGAACCCCUUCCAGAGGGUUUAUUCUGGCUGCUUGUGACUGGACAAAUUCCAAAUGAGCAACAGGUGAGCUGGCUCUCCAAAGAAUGGGCAAAACGAGCAGCUCUGCCCUCCCACAUGGUCACCAUGUUGGACAGCUUCCCUACUAAUCUGCAUCCAGUGUCUCAGCUCAGGGCAGCUAUCACUGCCCUCAACAGUGACAGUAACUUUGCUGGGGUUUAUGCUGAAGGCAUCAAUUGGUGCAAAUACUGGGAGCUGAUUUAUGAGGACUGCACAGAUCUCAUUGCCAAGCUGCCUUGUGUUGCAGCAAAGAUCUACCGGAAUCUGUACUGAGAGGGCAGCAGUAUUGGGGCUAUAGACACCAAACUUGACUGGUCUCAUAACUUCACCAGCAUGUUGGGCUACAAUGAGCUCAUGCAUUUAUACCUCACAAUCCACAGUGACCAUGAGGGUGGCAAUGUAAGUGCCCACACUAGCCAUCUGGUGGGCAGUGCCCUUUCAGAUCCCUAUCUGUCCUUUGCAGCUGCCAUGAAUGGACUGGCUGGGCCCCUCCAUGGCCUAGCCAAUCAGGAAGUACUUGUUUGGCUGAUGAAUUUGCAGAAAGAAGUUGGCAAAGAUGUGUCUGAUGAAAAACUGUGUGACUACAUCUGGAAUACACUCAACUCGGGCAGGGUUGUCCCUGGAUAUGGCCAUGCUGUACUAAGAAAAACUGAUCCACGGUAUACCUGUCAGCGGGAAUUUGCCCUGAAACAUCUGCCUAAUGAUCCCAUGUCUAAACUGGUGGCUCAGCUUUACAAGAUUGUACCUGAUGUCCUUUUGGAGCAGGGCAAAGCCAAGAACCCUUGGCCCAGUGUAGAUGCCCGCAGUGGAGUGCUUCAGCAGUACUAUGGCAUGACAGAGAUGCAUUACUACACAGUUCUCUUUGGGGUUUCACGGGCACUGGGGGUGCUGGCACAGCUCAUUUGGAGCAGAGCUCUGGGCUUUCCCCUAGAGAGGCCCAAGUCUAUGAGCACAGGUGGCUUGAUGCAGUUUGUAAGCUCCAAGUCAGGGUAAAAGAUGGGGACUGGACAGGGCAGGGAGGGGGAAGAGAAUGUCUACCAGAGUGAGGAGACUUUAAGAGAGACAGUACAUACUUUUUUGUUUUUGUUUCAGGGGGCCUUUAAAGACUUUUAGGAUUAAAUUAUAUUUGAGGCAC